Messenger RNA from Schistosoma intercalatum, 1130 nucleotides. NCBI's taxonomy places the organism in Eukaryota, Metazoa, Platyhelminthes, Trematoda, Strigeidida, Schistosomatidae. The record is from the annotation of a GenBank genome assembly.
CUUGGUUUGACCGCUUCUGAAAAUUUUCACGAAUUGUCGAUGUGACGCACCAAUCAGUUUGCUACAGUUUGACCUUCAAGUGCUCGCAACUCCCAUCAGUGGACGAUACCCUAGGAGCGUUGCCUUUGUCGUCCCGUGCUGCAGAUUUCCUCGGGAGGUUUGUCGCAAACGAGACAUCUGCGCACGUCAUCCGUGUGCUAUUUUUUAUAUUAUUCGGUGGGCUGAUUAUUUACCAGACCACAGUUUACACAAUGCCUAGACAUAGUCUAAUUUACCUUCAUCCUAACCUCCCAAGUCUGGGGAAAUUUUGGGGAAUCCCCCAAAGUCAAAUGACCUUCACCAAGGUUUAGGGGAAAUAUCGGGGGAUUUCCUCAGAUUUGAGGAAAUUUUGGGGUUUUUGUACCAUUUACUCGGAAAUUUCUACAGCGGCUUCCUCAAAAUUAAGAGGUUGGGUUUGUGCGGUGAAAAUACCUCAAUCUUCAGUAGUAAACAUAAUAGAUAACCGGAUUUUUUCAAGCUCUUCAACUCAGUACUUCAAUCACUGCACCCCUGCCAUCUCUCAGUAGGUGCAUCUUACCCAAUCCUUAAAGGGAUCACCUGUCAUGUCUAACAAACGCAAAUCCAACACAAAAGAUGAGUCAUCUGAUUCUUCCCUCUCAGAUCUCGAGGAGCCUGUUGUAACUAAAAAGCCUAACAAGUCAAGUGGCUCCACAAAGUCAUCACACGUGACUACUUCAGGUGGAGACCAGCUAAUAGACUUAACUGGGAAAAAGUUCGCGUGCGUAAGAGAGUUCAGAGGAAAAGCGUUUGUCGAUAUAAGGGAGUACUAUGAAGACAAAUCCAGUGGAGAAUUAAAACCUGGAAAGAAAGGAAUUUCCCUUAAUUUGGAACAAUGGGAAUAUUUAAAAAGUUCAAUUGGUGAAUUAGAUGAUGACAUAAGAAAUCUGCGACGAUAACUUUUCAAAAAACCACAGCUUCAAAAUGUUUAUAUUAGCUGUAUUUUUGAUACAUUCCCGAUCACCUUAAUACUAAUAACUAUUGCUUUGUGAAAAGUUGCCAGAAAAAUCCUAUUAUUGAAUUUAAAGAUUGCAUUUUGUUAGUUUUUUUUAAUAAAAAAUACAAUUUAUGGA